GAUCGAACGGUCGUGUCGUAUGGUAUAAACGGGCAGAGAUAGUGCCCCUCUGUACAGUCGAGGCCGGUCAGUCAGUCGCAGGCAGACUGCGGAACACAACACUAUAUUGCACAAUGCGUUGGCUGCACACAGUAGCGGUGGCGUGCUUGCUGCACGCGGCGGUGCCGGCAGAGUACCUGCUGCCGGGCGACGUGGUGCCCUCCCACUACCACCUCAAGUACGCCUUCGACAUCGACCCCGCCACCAACUUCAGCUACUUCGGCGUCGUUGAUAUAUCCCUAAACGUGAAAAAGGCGACGUCGAAAAUAGUCCUUCACGCAAAUGACAUUUUGAUCGCGGACCCUAUCAUCCGCUCGGGUGAUACACCAUCCCACAAGGUGACGGGGUACAAGGUCAAUGACACCUACAGCCUGAUGACCAUCACCCUGGACCAGGAGCUGCAGCAGGAUGAGAACUACACCCUCACCAUACCGUUCUACGGCAACAUCAAGCAUGGACUCGAUGGGGCCUACAUCAGUACCUAUGUCGAUCAGAUGACCAAGAAGAAAGAAUACCUGAUUACAACGCAGUUCGAGGCGAUCUCCGCUCGCAAGGCGUUCCCUUGCUUCGACGAGCCGAUGUACAAAGCAACCUACUCCAUCGUCAUUGGCCAUCACAAGGACUACACUGCCAUUUCCAACAUGCCUCUCGAGAACUCUGUUUCAGAAAAUGCCCUCGAGGACCACUGGCCAUGGAGUCAAAUUGAAAAGAAAUUCAAGAAACCCAAGUCUGAUUUCGUAUGGGACUCGUAUGAGAAGUCGGUGGCUAUGUCCACCUACCUGCUGGCCUUCGUGGUCUCCAAAUUCUCCUUCGUCCAGAGCCCCUCGGAUCUCUCGAAUACUAAGUUCAGGAUAUGGGCACGACCUGAUGCAUUGGACCAGACUGCAUACGCCUCGACAACUGGUCCCAAAGCCCUGACGUACUUCGAGCAAUGGUUCAACCUGAGCUACCCGCUGCCCAAGCAAGACAUGAUCGCCAUUCCAGACUUCGCGUCAGGCGCCAUGGAGAACUGGGGCCUCAUCACUUACAGGGAGAAGGACCUGCUGUAUGAUGAGAAGCAAUCUUCCUUCUUGAACAAGGAGAGAGUUGCUACUGUAAUAGCCCACGAGCUGGCCCACCAGUGGUUCGGAAACCUGGUCACCAUGAAGUGGUGGUCAGACCUCUGGCUGAACGAGGGUUUCGCGACCUUCGCAGCCACUGUCGCGGUGAACCACGUGGAACCGACGUGGAACGCAGACAAGAGCUCCGCUGUCAAUGAUAUGCUGCUCAUCCUGAACUUGGAUUCUCUUGAGUCUUCACAUCCCGUGUCAGUCCCUAUCGAUGACCCCAAGCGUAUCUCAGAGAUCUUCGAUGACAUCUCCUACCAAAAGGGAUCCACCCUCAUCAGGAUGAUGACCAUGUUCUUAGGAGAUGAAGUCUUCAGGAAGGCCAUUAACAACUACCUUCGCAAGUAUUCCUACGACAACGCGGAACAGGACGACCUCUGGCGCGAACUGACGGCGGUCAGCAAGAAGUACGGAGUGCUGCCGGGCAACGUGACCGUCAAGGAUAUCAUGGACACCUGGACCACGCAGACUGGGUACCCCAUCCUCACUGUCACCAGGGAUUACGAGGACAAGUCCCUCACUGUGUCGCAGCGUCGCUACCUAUCCCUGGCGGCGCGCUCGACCUCAUUGACCUCAUGGUGGGUGCCCCUGAGCGUGGUGUGCGAGCCGGAGACCCGGGGCGCGCCGCCCGCGCUGCGGUGGCUGGCCGCCAACCAGGGCCUCACCUCGCUGCACCGGUUCGAACAUGGAGCCGAGCGGGACCAGUGGCUGCUGUUCAACCAUGAUAUGAUCGCUCCAUACCGCGUGAACUAUGACCCUCGCAACUGGCAGCUGUUGUCCAACGCGCUGAAGUCCAACGACUACACGCGCGUGCCGCUGCUGGGCAGGGUUCAACUCCUGUCUGAUGCCUUCGCACUCGCCUGGACCAACCACCUCGAUUACUCCACCGCACUCAACUUAGCCUCCUACCUCCAACAUGAGACGGAGUACCUCCCUCUGUACACCGGCCUCCGAGGGUUGAUGCAGAUCGAGAACGUGCUGAAACGGUCUCCGGACUACGGCGCCUUCCAGAAGUUUGUGAGGAAGCUCAUCGGCGAGAUCUACGAGAGGUCGGGAGGACUCGCCACCAAGAAGAUCAUCAACGGACACGACCUGAACAGCGUCAAGAUGCAGGCGACAAUAAGCUCGUGGGCGUGCCGUAUGAAGGUCCCUGGCUGCGAGGAGAACGCCAUCCAGCUCUACAAGCAGUGGAUGGACACUGAGAAGCCGGACGAGAACAACCCCAUCCCGCUGGACCUGCGUCGCACGGUGUACUGCGUGGGCGUGUCGCGCGGCGCGGUGGCGGAGUGGCGCUGGGCGCUGGCGCGGGAGCAGCGCGCCAACGUGGCGGCCGCGCGCUCCGCGCUGCUCGCCGCGCUCACCUGCUCCAAGGACGUCUGGAUCCUCGCGCAGUACCUGGAAUGGACAGUCACAGAAGGGUCUGGCGUGCGCAAGCAGGAUGUACUGCCCGUGAUCGUGAACAUCAUCAGGUCGCCCGUCGGAUACUACGUCGCCAAGGACUUCAUCUACACGAGGGUCGACGAGAUUUACAAUACGUUCAAGGGCCAGUACAGGCGUAUGGGUGAAAUGAUCAAGACACUGCUGCAGCAGUUCACCACCCAGAGAGAGCUGGACGAGUUCCUGGAGUGGCGUGAAAAGAACGCCCAGUACCUGGUAGACUCUAAGCUGGCUGUGAACCAAGCCAUUGAGAACGCUCAAGUCAACAUCAACUGGAUCACAAAGAAUAGGAAGAAUGUCGUCGAUAAACUCAGGGAGUUUUCCACGUAAGGAGCUUAUACGUCACCGUUUGUCAGGGGAAUAACGAGCGAGAGGUUUGCGGGCAUUAAACCUUCGCAUCUACAAUAUUAUCCUGGAGUCACAGCAACUGAAAUUGGAAUAAAAUCUCCCCAUUUUUCCCUAAAUCGUGUUUUGUGAUUGUCAAAUUGUAAAUUUUCUGUCCAAAUUUCCCCUUGUCGGUUUCAAAAAUCGUGUUUCUAUGUAGGUAGCUAUUCUCCUGACAAAACUCGUGAAAUUAGCAACAAAUGAGGCCAGUUGGUCCGUAGGAGUCCUAGUGCUUGUAAGUAGUGACUAGUAGCUAGAUAAGUAGGCAUUGUAGUAAUUUGUAUGUACUUAAUGUGGCUGACAUUUUAAUAAAUCAAAGCUUCGCAAGUAGCGUGUCGCUUUAUUAGUAAUUCUCACAAAUAGCUGACCGACAAUCGACAUACCUUAAUGAAUUAAUUUUGUAUGAAAUAAAAAACGGCCUUUUCCUAAUCCGGCUUGCCCAUGAAACUGUAUGUAAAAAUGAUUUUAGAAAUUGAAUAUUUCAAUUUAUCAACAGUAUUUUGAAUCAGUAUAAUUUGACUUGAAAUGUUUAAUUUCUAUGAUCUGUCGAGUAGGUACUUAACUACACGUAGAACAAAACAGCCAAUCACUAGCAUUGUAGAACAAACGGUAGUUAGAAGCAAGUUUUAUAACAUUUAGUUUAUUUUUAGUCCGCGCCGACAGCCUGGGACGCCAUGGAAGGGACAGCCUAGCUUCAUGAGUUCUAUAUUUGCGAUACACAACAUUUCUAGAGCUCGGCUGAGGCCGUUUGAGUAUUACGUCGGAAAAUAGACUUUAUUGUGAUAGGAAUAAAGACUGUGACAAUGUUUCAGACAGUAAGAGUAUAAAUAUCCAAAUGAGGGGAAGCCCUUUCAACAUGUCUGAAUUUUUUAUUGUAGUAAUCAAAUGCUGACAGAUUUUUUACUUUUUCUAUGACUUGGCGAUGCUCUGCCGUGCACACAUUUUGUUUUUUUAAAUUAACUUCUGGCUUUAUGUGUUUGUGUUGCCAAUUAAUAAUUUUAAUGGCUUUAAUCGUUAGUUACCAGUGGACAAAACUAAAAUUUCUUCCAUCAGCCUCGUAUGUUUUUAUUUGUUAUUAUUUAUGCAUUUAAUUUUAAGUUUUAGAUGAAUCUUGAUAGAAAAAAUCUAAAGAAUUAUGUAUUUGUUCAAUUUUUUAUUUAAUUGUGGCAAUGAUAAUGGUGGUUUUAAUUCUAAUUUAAAUAAUUUGUAGAUAUUGGAUACCGUUGGCAUAAUGUGUAGUUAUGUAUUGUUAAUGGUAUAAUAACUCCGUCCAGUACAAGUUUAUGAAUCGUUACUUAUUUCAUAAAAAUACAAUUAAAAAUAAAUGUCUUUAUUAUAUUUA
This is a messenger RNA of Spodoptera frugiperda (fall armyworm), 4308 nucleotides long. RefSeq names its product aminopeptidase N. The record is from RefSeq and is a predicted model, not a curated record. The coding region runs from base 114 to 2912 and encodes 932 amino acids. Lineage: Eukaryota; Metazoa; Arthropoda; Insecta; Lepidoptera; Noctuidae. Gene Ontology annotation, cellular component: cytoplasm. The transcript has 18 exons. Gene Ontology annotation, molecular function: zinc ion binding; metalloaminopeptidase activity; peptide binding. Gene Ontology annotation, biological process: peptide catabolic process; proteolysis.